Vanrija pseudolonga is the source of this 779-nucleotide messenger RNA. RefSeq lists its product as uncharacterized. The record is from RefSeq and is a predicted model, not a curated record. The coding region runs from base 42 to 710 and encodes 222 amino acids. Gene Ontology annotation, molecular function: oxidoreductase activity. NCBI's taxonomy places the organism in Eukaryota, Fungi, Basidiomycota, Tremellomycetes, Trichosporonales, Trichosporonaceae. The transcript is spliced from 4 exons.
CUCAUCGCUUCGCCACCAACGAACGACACAAGCAAACGACAAUGGCAGCAGUGGCCCGUACUCUCAAGGUGGACGUGACGUCCGACGUCCUCUGCCCCUUCUGCUACCUAGGCGUCAAGCAGCUCCAAGCCGCAACAAAGACGUACAACACCUCGCACCCCACCGCGCCAGUGGCCCUCGACAUCAAGUUCCACGCGUACCCCCUCUCGCCCGACCUCACCGACGCGCCGCGCGACCGCGCCGAGCACAUGGCCAAGAAGUUUGGCGCGGAGCGCGUCAAGGCCAUGGAGCCGUUCUGGAAGGAGCGCUUUGGGCCGUACGGGAUUGAGCGCAACCCCGGCGGCAAGGUCGCCUCAUCGCACCUCUCGCACCGCCUGACCUCGUACGCAGGCAAGCACGCGCCUGCCUCGCAGCUUCCCCUCGAGAUGGACCUGUUUGACAUGUAUCACGCGCGCGGGAUCGAGCCGAGCAACCGCGCCGAGCUUUCGCGGCUGGCCGUGAAGAACGGCGUCUUUCCUACCGAGGAGGCCGCGGCGGCCUUCCUCGACAGCACAGACGAGGACGCAGAUGUGCGCUCGGCGUACUCGCUUGCGCGCAGGCGCGGGAUCGACGGCGUGCCGUUCUUCAUCUUUAACGACAAGUUUGCGACCUCUGGCGCUGUGGGCGAGGACGAGUUUGGCGAGAUCCUCGACACAGUCGUCAAGAACUAAUGUUACCUGCUGUGGCUGGCUGUAUCUAUGCGAACGAAUGCGAAUGCGAAUGCAGAAUGUGCUCGUGUG